Drosophila persimilis is the source of this 4019-nucleotide messenger RNA. RefSeq names its product breast cancer type 2 susceptibility protein homolog (gene Brca2). Lineage: Eukaryota; Metazoa; Arthropoda; Insecta; Diptera; Drosophilidae. Gene Ontology annotation, biological process: regulation of DNA-templated transcription; double-strand break repair via homologous recombination. The record is from RefSeq and is a predicted model, not a curated record. Bases 10 to 3819 code for a protein of 1269 amino acids. The transcript has 3 exons.
AAGUUUAUUAUGGACCUGGAACACAUGCUAGCGAAUCCUCUGGCAAGCGAUUGCAGCCCAUCAGUGCAAUCCCAGCGUCUUCGUAGAAGAGAUAAACGUAAGCUCGACGAUGACAAUGCUGCCACCGAUCAUCAGCCCCCAGAAAACACUUGUAUAGCCGCAGAAUUGGCUAAUAUCUACCAAGCAGAUCGGCAGCACAGCCUGCUUGCGCUUCAAAUACCUACGCAAAACCGAUCGGUUGUGUCAAGCAGCGAGUUCAUAUCCAUGCACGAUCUGCUGCUAAGUCAGUCUGAUUACGGCACCCCGGAAGAGAAGCAAGAAGCCAGAGUGCACAUAACCGAGCUGAUUUUACGAGACUUUUGCUCAUCCCCCACAUACGAAGAGGAGGAGAAUAUACCGAUCUACGACUCACCUCCGUGGUUUCGCUUUCGAAAGAAAACAAUCAAAACCUACAGCCGCAAGCCACCAACUAGGAAACAGCAAACAGUUGCUGCCGAAGAAGACGAAGAGGAUCGAUUGAGCUGCUCCUCCGGGCUCUCGGUACAAGAGGAUCACACAGCCGUAGCCCAAGUGCCGGCGACGACGGCAUUGUGUGAAUUAGAUGCCAAUAGCUCACAAAAGAUUUGUGAAAAUCUUUUCAAUUUAAGCGAAUAUUUUUCCGUAAGUAAUACUGGUCUGAACCCCAACAAUGCCUCCAAGUCUGCUAGCGCCCAAAAAGCCCUUAGCAUCGACUUACCCAUCAAACAAGAGACACCUAUUCAUCGCAAGAAUUUGGACUCGAAUUCAUCUGUGGAGUGCACAUCUGUAGAAUUUGAAAAUCUGGAGGAGGACCUUCUGAAGCACGGCUACACUUACGAAGCUUCUGAAGUCUGUGAUAUAAAAGCACCCCCAGGAAACGAAACGACCACUCUUUUUGGCGAGAGUGAGAGUAUUCGUAGGACAUCCCCAACAAACGGCCAUUCUGAAAUGGAUGCCAAAGCUUGUGUGGACUGGUCAGAAGGUGAUUCGUUUCUGGCGAAUUAUAACACCGAAAAGAUGUCAUUGAGUAAUGAUGAACCUAUAAAAUCGGAUAAAUCUGAUGUAAAACCCACCAAACGGUUGGCAAACCCCCAACAGAGCACCUACUUUACAUUGGAAGACAUCCCAAUGAGUGAGUGGCAAACCAUAAUGGAGGUUCCCGAUGUAUCAAGUAUCAAAACGGAAGCUUCGGACAAUCAAACUGUCAAAUUAGAGGAAAUGGACAAAAUUGAAGCAAAGUUCCUCGAGGAAAUUCCCGAUUGGAAGCCGGAAGGCAUUGCGUUGCGUACUGCCUCAAAAAAACCCAUUGAGGUGUCUGAGGAGAAUGCGAAGAAAGCAGCCAAGCUGCUGUCUGAUAUCCAGGCUGCAAGUGAUACUCAGUUCCUUCAAGAAAUUACUUUAAGGCAAUGGCCAGGCAUGGAUGUCCCAGAAGCCAUCUCAGAGGUUGUCGGCUUCCGAACAGCGUCAAACAAACCAAUUGAGAUUUCUGAGGAGAUGAAAAAGAGAGGAGCCAUGCUGCUGGCUGACGUCGAAGGUGGAGAAACGGAUCCACCAAAACAUACACGUGAAAUCGGAGAUAAGGAAUGCUUCUCCGAGGAUAUGGGAAUUGCUGUUGGAUUCCGAACAGCCUCAAACAAACCGAUUGAGGUGUCUGAAGAGACGAAAAAGAGAGGAGCUAAGGUGCUGGCUGAUGUCGACGUUGAGACUCAGUUUCUUCAAGACAUUACUUUAAGCCAAUGGCCAGGCAUGGAUGUCCCAGAAGCCAUCUCAGAGGUUGUCGGCUUCCGAACAGCGUCAAACAAACCAAUUGAGAUUUCUGAGGAGAUGAAAAAGAGAGGAGCCAUGCUGCUGGCUGAUGUCGAAGGCGGAGAAACGGAUCCACCAAAACAUACACGUGAAAUCCGAGAUAAGGAAUGCUUCUCCGAGGAUGUGGGAAUAGCUGUUGGAUUCCGAACAGCCUCAAACAAACCGAUUGAGGUGUCUGAAGAGACUAAAAAGAGAGAAUCCAAGCUGCUGGCUGAUGUCGACGUUGAUACUCAGUUCCUUCAAGACAUUACUUUAAGCCAAUGGCCAGGCAUGGAUGUCCCAGAAGACAUCUCAGAGGUUGUCGGCUUCCGAACAGCGUCAAACAAACCAAUUGAGAUUUCUGAGGAGAUGAAAAAGAGAGGAGCCAUGCUGCUGGCUGACGUCGAAGGUGGAGAAACGGAUCCACCAAAACAUACACGUGAAAUCGGAGAUAAGGAAUGCUUCUCCGAGGAUAUGGGAAUAGCUCUUGGAUUCCGAACAGCAUCAAACAAACCAAUUGAAGUGUCUGAGGAGAAUACAAAGAAGGCAGCCAAGCUGAUGGCUAAUAUCCAGGUUGCAAGUGAUACUCAGUUUCUUCAAGAAAUUACUUUAAGCCAAUGGCCAGGCAUGGAUGUCCCAGAAGCCAUCUCAGAGGUUGUCGGCUUCCGAACAGCGUCAAACAAACCAAUUGUAAUUUCUGAGGAGAUGAAAAAGAGAGGAGCCAUGCUGCUGGCUGAUGUUGAAGGCGGAGAAACGGAUCCACCAAAACAUACACGUGAAAUCCGAGAUAAGGAAUGCUUCUCCGAGGAUAUGGGAAUUGCUGUUGGAUUCCGAACAGCCUCAAACAAACCGAUUGAGGUGUCUGAAGAGACGAAAAAGAGAGGAGCCAGGCUGCUGGCUGAUGUCGACGUUGAUACUCAGUUUCUUCAAGACAUUACUUUAAGCCAAUGGCCAGGCAUGGAUGUCCCAGAAGACAUCUCAGAGGUUGUCGGCUUCCGAACAGCGUCAAACAAACCAAUUGAGAUUUCUGAGGAGAUGAAAAAGAGAGGAGCCAUGCUUCUAGCUAACGUCCAUGCGACAGAACAGCUAAAUUAUCCGAGUGACGCACAGUACCGGAAAGAAAUGGACCUAACUGAAUUGGAUAUUCCAGAGAUAGUUAGGUUCAGAACAGCCACGAGUAAGCCGAUCGAAGUUGCGCAGCCGAUGAUAAUGAAAGCUGCCGAAUUGAUGGCCGAUGUCGAGGCCGAAUCAACAAAUGAGCCAAGUCUGAAGAGUCCUAAGACAUUUGCCUCAAGCGAAGCCACGGAGGUAAUGGAUGCAUUAACUGGAGAUGUACUUCCAUUAAAUUGUGAACCUGAAUGCCUGCCGGAGAUGUCCGAUUAUCUUUCCGGUGAUGAUUUCAAGGGUUUCCCAUCGGGCAAAUGCCAGCCAAUGGACUUAUUUGGUCUCCUUGUAUUUCCCAGACUAUCAGAGACAGUAGAGUAUUCAUCUGAGAAAGCUCCCGCAAAUGAUUCCAGAUCUGGGACACCUAAGCAACGACGCGAGACUUCCGACGGAAUCCCCUCGAGCAAGCGUCGACGUCGAAACGCAGAGCCCCAACUUUCAUCCUCCCUACAGCAAACACCGCAGAACGGUACACAGCUCUCCAAAACAACGUCGUGGCACAGUGCAUUGGGAUCCCCAAUGAACUCGCAGAGUAUCCCCGCCUCUUUGUCGCAACUGGCAGAGCGUUCGCCCCUCGACCGCAUCACAAAGACGUCCGUGAUUGGACGCCGGAAUCUGUUGUCGCUUAGCAAGCGACGCAAGCGAGUCAGCACCGUUGGUGAAUGCCAGGUCCAGGACACUGUCACUCCGGUUAAGCCCCGCUUUGCCCCGAUGUCUGCUUCGACCAGCACGCCGCUGUCUAACAGGAAUAUAAACCUGGUUGAGGAAUACCGCGGUGGAGAGGACGUCUCUCCCAUUUGCAUGCGCCCUCAGAAAGCUCCCCGCAUUGGCUUGAGUCGCAGUCGAUAUUAGCAAUCUUUGUUUUUAGAUUUCUACUUAGUCGCAAUCAUACGCUGCCGGUUGGCUUUUUUUGCGCUACAUACAUAACAUAUGUACAUCCAGAUAUCCAGAACUUCCUAAUGUAUAUAUAUUCAAAUUUAUAACAUAUAACUACCUAUAAGCGAGUUAGCACAAAGAUAGAAGAUAACAAUCGUAGAGUGUAAUUAAAAAAC